Rhodotorula toruloides NP11 is the source of this 177-nucleotide messenger RNA. RefSeq lists its product as uncharacterized. The record is from RefSeq and is a predicted model, not a curated record. NCBI's taxonomy places the organism in Eukaryota, Fungi, Basidiomycota, Microbotryomycetes, Sporidiobolales, Sporidiobolaceae. The coding region runs from base 1 to 177 and encodes 58 amino acids. The transcript is spliced from 2 exons.
AUGUCGUUCCUCCUCGACUACGCGACCAGUUCCUCCCUCUUCUCGCCCGACGCGGCACCAGACGUCCUCUACUCAAGCAUCAACCAUUCGCCGGCAGACUCGCCGCAGCUCCAGCUGCCUGAGCGAAUACCACGUGAACCUCAACGGCGAGAAGGAGCGGCCUUGGACCUCAUCUAA